Mytilus trossulus (common blue mussel) is the source of this 685-nucleotide messenger RNA. RefSeq lists its product as uncharacterized. Bases 29 to 685 code for a protein of 218 amino acids. The transcript has 5 exons. Lineage: Eukaryota; Metazoa; Mollusca; Bivalvia; Mytilida; Mytilidae. The record is from RefSeq and is a predicted model, not a curated record.
AGAUAAACUCCAAGAAUGACAACCAAAUAUGGAAUUAUUUGAACUUACAGUGUAUAUCGUGAUAUAUUUUCUUCUGUUUAUAUAUCCAGUCUUUUUAGUAGCCGAGACAUCUAUUAUAUCUUACUACGUUACCAAACUAUCAUGGACAGAGGCAAGGGAUUUCUGUUUCAAUCAAAGUGGCAUCCUUGAAAGUAACCACACAGUAAUCAGGGCACAAUCAGACAAUAUGACAGAAGAAGUGUGGACAGGAACUUAUACAACCUGGUCUGAGUGGGCCGCAAUUUGGGGCUGUAAUGUACAUCCACCAACCGUGUCAUCAGUUUUUGAAGACGACGACUACUCUGAAUGUCAAAGAUUUUGUCAGGCAACGGAAUAUUUUGGUUACAACGGGUCUUUCUGUUACUGUAUGGACAAACCACGUGUCUCAACACUGUUUACCUUCUGCAAGAGUUUCCCUAAAGACUUUAUAAAAGUCUACAAACAGAAUAUAACAGCAGUUAAGGCACCAUUACUCUAUACACCGAAAAUAGAACUAAGAUGUAUGUCUGCGCAGUGUCAGGAUGGUGAUAUUAUUUUCAGAUCAGAAAACUGUCGUUAUCUUUUUGAAGGAAUCUGUGGUAAGAACUUACAGUCGCAUAGAUCAAAGAUGUAUUUAUUUGAUGUCGAUUUUGAAAUUAUUUUCUGA